AUGCGUGGAGAUAAGAAGUGUAAUGAACGUGAAACAUUCUUCAGGAUCAGCACUGUUUUGAAUGCUGAAUUACUGCAUGGCUGUAUAGCGAAAUUAUUGCGAAUUGCUGUCGCAAUACUUUUGACUAAUGAUUAUUCUCAAGAAAAAAAAAACUUACAUGGGCAUUGUCGACCAGCACCAACUGCACAAUGGGUUGACAAUCGUGGCGUUGUGAUUAGUGGAAAAUCACCGCAUUAUAAGAUUGAAACCUCAGAAAACCAAUCGGUUCUGAUAAUCAGUCGCGUGCACGCAGACAAUAAAGGUAAUUACGCAUUACGAGUGAAGAACAGAUCCGGUGAGGACCGCUGUGAUAUACCGAUUCAGGUGAGAAUUCGCUGA
Molecule: messenger RNA, 378 nt
Organism: Anisakis simplex (herring worm)
Lineage: Eukaryota; Metazoa; Nematoda; Chromadorea; Rhabditida; Anisakidae
Source: the annotation of a GenBank genome assembly